This is a messenger RNA of Arabidopsis arenosa, 945 nucleotides long. The record is from the annotation of a GenBank genome assembly. NCBI's taxonomy places the organism in Eukaryota, Viridiplantae, Streptophyta, Magnoliopsida, Brassicales, Brassicaceae.
CUUUCAACAUCUUCAUUGUCUUUCUACUCUCUCCCUAAAAAACAUGGAAACUUCAAAAAACACCAAUCUCCAAAACCCUACAAAACUCCCAAUACCCUUUCAACAUCACCUAGAAGAAGAAAAAGAAGAAGCACUAUCUCUCCGAGAUCUUCCCCUCAACGCCGAGAACCCUAAUCCCACCGCCACCCCAACCACCACCGAAGACCACCGUGAACCGUCAACGGAACUUUUUGAGUUUCUUACGUCAACCUCCUACGACGUUUCUCCGGCAGAAAACAUAAUCUUUGGCGGCAAACUCAUCCCUUUAAACUACCAAAAUGCCCUCUUUUCACCUCCCGAACACAUUAGCCCUCGAAUUCGUGCACGGUCCGAGUCCUUAUCCGCCAUACAAGGCCAUAAGCUUAACCGUCCAGGUAGUUGUUCUGUGGCACGUCGUGACAAUGCGGGACCUAUGAGGACAAGCCGUUCUUUAGAUUACCGUAAGCUCUCACGUGGUCCAACCACCGUACAUUUUCCACUGGAAAACAUUUCACCGGCUAAAAACACGACGAAGGCUGAAACGGCGUCGUCGGGAAGUGGAAAAUGUGUAAGGCCAAGAUGGUAUGUGAUCAUGUUUGGAAUGGUUAAGUUCCCUCCGGAGAUCGAACUCAAGGAUAUCAAGAGCCGCCAGGUUCGCCGCAGUAUUCCACCGGUUAUGUUUCCAUCUCCUUCUAACCGGAGAUCUCGUAGAUCUCGAUCACCGUCACCGUCACCUUCACCUUCUUGGAGGUUUCUCAACGCUUUAAGUUGCAAGAAGCCCACAAGCGUGGCUGCUACGGCGCCGUUUUGGAUUCCCCAUCCAUAAAUUACUAUAUUAUCCCUAUGAACAUUGUGCGCGGUACUUGCUUUGCUGUUGUUUAAAAAGGAUAGGAACGUCAUUUAGUAUAAGAAAUAUCGAUAUUGUUU